Molecule: messenger RNA, 1790 nt
Organism: Argentina anserina (silverweed cinquefoil)
Lineage: Eukaryota; Viridiplantae; Streptophyta; Magnoliopsida; Rosales; Rosaceae
Product: F-box/FBD/LRR-repeat protein At3g52680-like
Exons: 5
Coding region: 264-1559 (431 amino acids)
Molecular function (GO): protein binding
Source: RefSeq, a predicted model, not a curated record
UUCUCUAGGGUUUAAUCGAUAUUCGAUACUGAGGUCUCUUUCUCAAAAAAAAAAAAAAAAUCGAUACCGAGGUUUGUUAAUCGGGAGCUUGCUUAUGGGGAGAAGGGUGGAGUGAUUGGCGUUGCAAAUUUCGUAUUGAAUCAAGUUUCUUCGUCUUCUUCUUCUUCUAAUUUCGCAGUAUUUUAAGACUGUGAUUGGAGAGAAUCAGACGUUUUCGGAUCUGGGUUUGGCUCCUUUUUAGGCUUCCUCACGGGGUAGAAGAAAUGAAGUCGAUGUCGAAGCGUGGAGAAGAUAGGAUCAGUGCAUUACCAAAGUCCCUUAUUUGUCACAUACUUUCGUUUAUUCCGACAGUAGAGGCUGUGAGGACUACUGUUUUGUCUAAGAGCUGGAACAGGGUGUGGACUGGUGUCACCACUCUAGACUUCAACGAUGACAGGGACGUGCGUCGUUUUUUGGACUUUGAUAUGUUUGUCAAUCGUGUGCUUUCGUUCCGGGACGCAACAGACAUACAGAAAUUCAAACUUGAGACUUGGCAUUUGGAUGAUCUUGAUGUUUUUGAAGGUUGGAUAUACGCUGCCAUGUGGCGCAAUGUUCAAGAACUUCAUAUAGCCUUCAGACCUGGAGCCACGUACUAUGUGAUUCCUGGUGUUCUUUUUGACUGCAAAUCACUGAGGGCCUUGAGACUUGAAAUUGGUGCUAAUCCUAUCCGUUAUGAUUGUCCUCCUCCUUGGAGUUUCCGAAAGCUCAAGUUCUUUCAUGUGACAUUUGAUAAUCCUGAUGAUGAGUUAGCGGAAAGGAUUUUCUCUUGUUGCCCUGUUGUUGAAGCUAUGAUCAUUGAUGGGCAGGCCAAUGCAAUGCAGUAUGAAUUCAUUGUCGGUGCACCAGAAUUGAAAUCGUUGACUAUAAGUUUGGAUGAUCCCGAUGAGAACGAUUUUCAAAUUAAUGCUCCAAAUCUUGAAAACCUGGUGCUCAAGAGUGUUUCUUUGUCGAAUUACAAUUUGCAGAGCGUGAGAUCCCUCGACAGUGCUAGUAUCUCCUUUGUUGACAUUUCUGUUUCUGAAAAGCCAUCUUUUCCAACUCGUGCGACUGCGCUCCUUGCUGGAAUCUCUGAUGUCAAAUGUCUGUCUCUUUCAAUUCAUUCUUUUGAGGUUUCAUAUCUACCAGCUGCUUUUAUUAAUUUGAAAAAAUUGGACCUGCUGCUUCAUAAACUCAAGUAUUGGGAAUUGCUGGCAGAGCUUCUCAACAGAGCACCCCAAUUGGAAGAUCUUGUUCUGGAAGAUAAAACCGAAUGUGGUCAUGAACAUACAGAUUUUGAAUGUAAUCCACCAGAGGCUGUGCCUGUAUGUUUGCUGUCACAACUAAAGACUAUCACAAUUAAAGGAUUCAAGGGACAGAGGGUUGAGAUGGGAGUGGUGAAGUAUCUGUUAAACAAUGGUCAUGUGUUGACUGAAUUGACACUUUAUAGUGGGUUAUUGCCAGCUGAAGCCAAUGAGAUGUACAAGAAGUUUCUGAUGUUUCGUAUGGCAAAGGGUUGCGUAGUCAAGUUUCGUAAGAUGUGAUUAUUCUAAGAUCAGGACUUGAGUUCUAUCAGACCUUGGUCGAUGGGACCAAACUUUUUAAAAGGAUGUAAUCCGUUUUGUUUAAACUGGACAUAGUUAUAGUCCUUCUCAGGUACUAUCUGAUAUUAUCUAUGUAUAUUAUUUGUAUGUUAUUGUAUUUGUUUAGAUUCUUCUUUUUCAGGUUUGUUUAGAUUCCCUUAGAGAAAACUAGAUAUGAAUCCAAUAUUUUGA